This is a messenger RNA of Galdieria sulphuraria, 984 nucleotides long. RefSeq names its product BAR protein. NCBI's taxonomy places the organism in Eukaryota, Rhodophyta, Bangiophyceae, Galdieriales, Galdieriaceae. The record is from RefSeq and is a predicted model, not a curated record. The transcript has a single exon. The coding region runs from base 13 to 924 and encodes 303 amino acids.
UUAUUACUUUUGAUGGGGCUGAUAUUUUCGAAGCCUCCUCCCACAAACUCUGAAGUGGAUACUAUAGCAGCAAGACUGUUUGCCAUUGACAAAUGUAUCCAUGCUAUCGUACCCAAAUUGGAAAGUGCUACAGAUAAAUGGAAAACCUUGUUGUCCGUAUCUCGAAGUUUAUCCUCAGAGUUGAACGAAGUUUAUGAGAAACAUGCUGCUGAAUAUAAGACUGUAGACAGUUCUUUUCGUUCACUGGAUGCGUUUCAAUCAUUUAUGCAACAGUUUCACAAGGACAAUACUGUUACCAAUCAUUGCAUUCAGAUACUCAAGUCUUACUCCCAAGAAAUAUCAAACCUCAAGAAUUCUUUAAAGAAUAGGACCAGACAUCAGGAAAAAUAUGAAAGUUUGAAGAAGAAAUAUGAGAAUAUACGGAAUGAAACUCCCAAGAAGAAAAGGUUAGAGGAGAGAAUGAGAGAAGCUGAAGAAGUCUAUCAGAAGUCUUCCAACGCUCUCUUACAAAAAAUGAAUGAAUUGUAUUUGAAACAUGCGCAAGUCCUCGAACAUGCGUUGAUCGGUUUGUGGCAUUCAGAUUUGAAACAUGCCGAAGCAUUUACUGACAAUGCAUAUGCAAUGAGAAAGGCAGUGGACGCUUUCUUAGAUAAAGUAGCCAACAAUGAAAUGGAUAAAAUCAAUUCCACUUGGUUAAAAGAGAAAACAACGGCAUAUCCAUCGAAUGGUACAAAGUCUAGAGUGAGCGUAGCUAAGAAAGUCCAGAAAAAUUGUGAAACGGCAUGGAAAGCUUUAGAGAAACCUUCCAUUGAAGGCUCUACAAUCUCUACUUUGGAAAGCAAUAACGAAGAGCAAGAGACGAGCCAAGAGGAGACCUCGAUGUAUGUCACUCGAAACUCAAGUCAAACGAUCCCAGUUGCUUGAAUAAUUUGUCUACAAACCAGAAAAAUUUGAUAUCAACUGAAUAAAUCAUUCGUUUAAUAA